Ornithorhynchus anatinus (platypus) is the source of this 644-nucleotide messenger RNA. RefSeq names its product anaphase promoting complex subunit 15 (gene ANAPC15). Bases 26 to 391 code for a protein of 121 amino acids. The transcript is spliced from 4 exons. Gene Ontology annotation, cellular component: anaphase-promoting complex. The record is from RefSeq and is a predicted model, not a curated record. Lineage: Eukaryota; Metazoa; Chordata; Mammalia; Monotremata; Ornithorhynchidae. Gene Ontology annotation, biological process: regulation of mitotic cell cycle spindle assembly checkpoint.
GCCCCCCCGGGCCUCGCGCCCCGCCAUGGCCACGCUGUUCCCCUCGCUGUUGCCCCGGGUGACCGAGGCCUUGUGGUUUAACCUCGACCGGCCUUGCGUGGACGAGAACGAGCUGCAGCAGCAGGAGCAGCAGCACCAGGCUUGGCUCCAGAGCAUCGCGGAGAAAGACAACAAUUUAGUCCCCAUCGGCAAGCCGGCUUCCGAGCACUACGACGAGGAGGAGGAGGAGGACGACGAGGACGACGAGGACAGCGAGGAGGACUCGGAGGAUGACGAGGACAUGCAGGACAUGGACGAGAUGAACGACUACAACGAGUCGCCCGACGACGGGGAGAUCAACGAGGUGGAUAUGGAAGGAGCCGAACAGGACCAGGACCAGUGGAUGAUAUAAAAGGUGCGGGGGUGGGCUGCGGGCGAGGCCGGCGAGGAGGAGUGGGGUGGCACCGUGGGCCCCCCCAGCCCUGGCACGGCUGGCCGGAAGCCCCUCCAGUCAGCCCAGCCCUGGGGUCGUGCCGAAGCCGCCGGACAGAGGACGCCUGACAGGCUGACCGGGAACGGACACCCGACGGUGCCCCCGGCCCCCACGUUUGCCCUCCGGCCGUGGUCUCGCAAAUAAAGACGUGUGGUGGGUUUGUCCAGCGAAA